GCGUCGUGCUCCAGCCCCUGUGCGGAUGCUGCAAAGCACGGAGGAUAUCGGCAUAGUGGUGAUGACUGCGAAGCAGCAUUUGGGUUCCAGAAGUGUUUGGGUCAACAAGACCUGGGGCAAGCGCUUUCCCAACCUGUUCUUUGCUAGCAGCCGCGCGACCAGCCAGCAAGAUCUUGACGGACGCCUGAGACUUUGGCCCAUCAAAGCUCCGCCAGACUUCCUGGAGCGGUUUCCUGCAGAUAGCUACCAGAGUCACGUCUACAAGGGCCACUUGGGGCUUGCUCGUCUCUACAAGCAGCAGCCAGAUUUGCCCUGGUACUGCUUGUCUGGGGAUGACGUCUACCUCUUCGAGCCCUGGCUGCUGGAGGCUCUCCAGGACGCUUCUUCUCAUCCGGCUGAAGAAGCGGUUUGUGCUGGCCACGUAAACACACUGCCCUGGAAGCAUGCGAAGGAAACUUUCAAGUGGAUGUCGGUCAAGUGCGCACACACUUUUGGUGCGGAUUUCGAGGGUGCCAACUGUGUCAAGCAUGCCUAUGACAUCGUGCGUCCCUUUAUCAACGUCUCUGUCAUCUAUGGGGCUGCGAUCUUCUGCACCAAUGCAGCAAUGGCCAGGCUUGCACCAUAUUUACCCACGGCAUUGACAAAGGGCUACAUUCACAUGUGGGAAUCUCAGGCUGCGCCAAUCGAAGGCACCGAGGCUGUGCACGUUGGAGACCUCUUUCGGGACUAUCUCCCUGUCUCGGAUGUUCUGCUGGCACUUUGCAUGGAGGAGCAUGGCAUCAGGAUCUAUGAUUUUGAUGAUGGCGGCUAUUGGGGUGGAGACUUUCUCCCAGGGUCUAUCCUGGAAAACAUCUGGGAUCCAUUCUGGAAACCUGCAGAGCUGGUCCUGGCGCAGCGACCAGCGCUUUGGCACAAGAUUGUAGAGGCGAAUCAGUUCCAGAUGCUGGAAUACUGGUAUGGAUUGAUUCGCUCACUCUCAGAU
Symbiodinium pilosum is the source of this 982-nucleotide messenger RNA. Lineage: Eukaryota; Dinophyceae; Suessiales; Symbiodiniaceae. The record is from the annotation of a GenBank genome assembly.